AGGAGGGAGAAAUUAUAUUAUCAUCUUUUCUUGAUGUUGCAAAUGAGAAGGCUGAUACAACUAAUAUACAAGUUUCCACAGCUAAGAUACAACUUGCAUUUAUCACUUAAUUUACAUUUAAUAAUAUAUCCAAAUAUCAACUUAUAAAAUAAUCCAUAACAAAAUGCUAAUUGUUUUUGGACGGAGGGAGUACUUUAAUUUUUUCACGUACCUUUUUGUUUUACUACCAUAGGGAAUUCACUGUUUUUUUUUUUCUUGGUAGAGGAAGACAUUUGGUAGGUUGUGUGAUUAAUUUUGUGUGUCUCUUUAGGGUUUAAAUAUUUUUAGGCUCUUUUUAGCUUGUGGGUUUAAGGAUUUCUUGAAAAGUUUUGUCUGGUUUAGUUGUGUGUGGUUUCGUUCUAUUUGGUCUGUUUGUUUUUAAGGUUUUUUGUUCUGGGUUUUGAAGGUUGGAACAAUUUGCCUCUUGGGUUUAAGGUUCUGUUGACAUUUUUUGUUUUGUUAGUUGUGUGUGGUUUCGUUCUACCUGCCUUGUCUGUUUUUAUGGAUUUAGUGUUUUAUUUUACCGCCAUAGAGAAGUCACACGAUUUAAUUUUGUUUAGCUUGUUGUUGGUAGAGGAAAACAUUUGGUUGGUAAGUGUGACUAAUUGUGUGUGUGUUUACAGGGAAGAGAGUAGGUGAGGAUGAAAUUGAGAAGAUAGUGAGUGCAAAGAAACAAAAGAAAGAUGUUGUGAAAAACAAGAGUCAGAAGAAACAAGAAAGCAGUUCCUCCGAGUCUGAAGAUGACAAGCCUACACCUGUGGCUCCUUAUUGUCGUUCAGACGAUGUUGCUGCUGCUAUGGAGGGGUAUUAUUUUGCUAGAAAAUCAACGGAGUUAGGGGAGAAGUAUGAUUUUGAUCAUAUAAAUUUUAUGGUUGAUUUUAUCAAUCUGCUGCGUGAGAUAAGGAUAAGGAGAGUAUGGUUAGAUGAAUCUGAUUCUGAUACAGACAAGGGGAAGGCUAAGGUUGUGUCCAGCAGUGACAGCUCUAGCUCUGAUGAAGAAGAGCCUACUAAAGCAGUGGUACCUCCUAAGAAAGUGGCUCCUGCCAAGAAUGGUGUUUGCUGCUAAGAAGGAAGAUGAAUCUAGUGAUGAUGAUGAUACCAGCUCAGAGGAAGAUGAUCCUGCAGCCAAGAAACCUCCUACUAAUGGCUCUGCUAAGAAGGACGAGUCAAGUGACGAUUCUAGUUCAGAUGAUGAUAGCAGCUCGGAGGAAGAUGAUCCUGCAGCCAAGAAACCUCCUACUACUAAUGGCUCUGCUAAGAAGGACAAUUCUAGUUCAGAUGAUGAUAGCAGCUCGGAGGAUGAUGCUGUUGUUAAGAAGGCAGCCCCUACUGCUGCUCCUAAGAAGACCCCUGCUUCUGCCUCUAAAAAAGAAGAUUCUAGCGAUGAUUCCAGCGAUGACUCCAGUUCAGAUGAUGAUGAACCUCCCUCUAAGGCAGUUGCUCAACCUAAAAAAGCUCCACAAGCCGUGAAGAAGGCUAGCGACAGCUCUGAAGAAUCUGAUGAUUCCAAUGAUGAUUCUGAUUCUGAUGCAGACUAGAUACGUAGAAGGAUGGCCAGUUCACACCGCAGGCCGAAGCCAUGGAAGGAGUUCCUCAUUGGAAUCCUCUAUGAAGAAUUAGUGAUGCAUGAGAAAGGCCUCAACCAAUUAGAUUGGGAUGGAAUUGUUCAAAAAUUAUAUCAUCAAACAGGCAAACAAAGUUGUGUAACCGAAGUGCGGACAUUGUGUAAAAAAUUUAGAGAUGAGACAAAGCAGUUCAUGGAACUGUUACAAGUUACUGGUUAUGCAUUGAACCCAAAUAACAACAAAGUAAUUUGUACGGAUAAGGUGUGCGAACAAAGUUACCUGAUCCAUGAUGGUGAGAGAGUGUUAAAAAACAAAGAGCUUCAACAUUAUUAUAUGUUGAGGAAGAUAUUUGGGUGCAAGAAUCAGACGACACUGUAGUCUGGGGACAACCAAGUUUUAUGGAGGGGUUUUGAUGCUGCUAAAAGUUUACGCAUUGUUUUGAUAAAUAUGGACAAGAUCAGAAAUUAUUGUUUCUGCGACGCUAACAUAAGGAGAAUGUUAAUGCUUCGUUUUCUUGAGGCCAAGCUUUGGAGCUGAAAGAGGAGACGGGGAACAAGCAAGUUUUUUGUAUAAUCAUGCACCCCAAUCCAUGAUGUAUGUAUCAGGUGCCAAACACAAGUAGUAAUAUAAGUAGGUUAAUACCCACAAAGUGUGCAUGUUUUUGUCCUUGAAACCAGCAAGCAGUCUGCCAUGCUUCUCCCUGUAUGAUGUUAGUUGGUUAAUAUAAUACUAAGCAUCUUUUUAACCCAGAAAAAAAAAACAUUAAGAGCCUGAUGGGAAAGCCACAAGAGACUUGGUUGGUUGGAAAUUGGGUGUAAAUUACUGUAGUUGGUUCUUAAAUGUGAAAGCAUAAUCUAACUUUUAAAUGGCUA
Lycium barbarum (goji berry) is the source of this 2476-nucleotide messenger RNA. Its product is annotated as nucleolin 1-like. The coding region runs from base 963 to 1577 and encodes 204 amino acids. Lineage: Eukaryota; Viridiplantae; Streptophyta; Magnoliopsida; Solanales; Solanaceae. The record is from RefSeq and is a predicted model, not a curated record. The transcript has 7 exons.